AUGAUACUGCUUCAUCGCCCCUUCCUCAAAUCGACUGAUUCUUCCCGGGAGUUCGCCUUGUCCGCAGCAGGCCAAUCAGAUGUCCACACGGUGGCGUGCCGCAAAGCUGCUCAAUGGGUAGCUAGGAUCUUUCGGAUAUACAAGAAAAAUUUCUCUCUCCGCACAAUACCGAUAUCUGCGGUACAUUGCGCCUUCACGGCCGCUGUGAUAUUCCUGGCAGAUGCCACGUCUGGGGACAGUGAGCUUCGACAAGAGUCUCUGAAGGACCUCGAGACUUGUUUCGACAGCUUGCAGAGCAUGAGUAUUGCAUGGGGAUGGAGCAAGCGUGCCAUAUCUGCGUUGCAACAGAUCGCUAGACGGUGGGACGUCAAGAUAACCAGCACAGAGGGAACUUGUGUUUUGGACGAGACAGCCAGCUGUCCGCCCGAUGGGGAUGACGAAGACUCCUUUCCCCGUCUUCUUUCGGAAGCGACCGCGCAGCAAUCGGCGGACAGUUGGUUAGACCUGGGUCCUUGCUUGAAUCACCCUGCAGAGUGA
Messenger RNA from Colletotrichum siamense, 537 nucleotides. RefSeq lists its product as uncharacterized. The transcript is spliced from 2 exons. Lineage: Eukaryota; Fungi; Ascomycota; Sordariomycetes; Glomerellales; Glomerellaceae. Bases 1 to 537 code for a protein of 178 amino acids. The record is from RefSeq and is a predicted model, not a curated record.